Closterium sp. NIES-67 is the source of this 1489-nucleotide messenger RNA. NCBI's taxonomy places the organism in Eukaryota, Viridiplantae, Streptophyta, Zygnematophyceae, Desmidiales, Closteriaceae. The record is from the annotation of a GenBank genome assembly.
UUCAUUCCUCUUUCUCUCCCAGCAGCCGCACGCGCCUCCUCUUCUCCGUCGUGCCGCUGCCACGUGUCGAGGCCGCUACAGUCGCCGAGCAACCGCGCGCUCGCCGUGCGGAACGCGCCAAGUGCGCGCUCAUGGCGUCUCGCGCGCAGCAGCUGAGGGGGAUUCUGCGCCGCACAAGGCGGGCGUGCGCCACCGCCACGUCACGGGAUUCGCUGCUCUCUGCCACGUGGCAGCACGCGGCUGCCUCGGAUGGAGCACUGGUAGCUACCACCCGUGCACAUGGUGUGCCGGUCCCUAGCACAGGGGGCAUUGCAGGAGGAGGGGGGGCAGGGGGAGCAGGAGGAGCAGGAGGAGCAGGAGGAGCAGGAGGAGCAGGAGGAGGAGGAGGAGGAGCAGCGGCAUUUCUAGAGCCAGCAGAGGUGGUCGGUUGGCAUAUACGGCCAAAUGCAUCCGCCCAUGGGUGGCUGGGAGCUGUGGAGUCCACGCACCAGCCAUUCCCCCCGGCACAUAUGACCGCCUCCCCCGUGCUGCUCUGUAAACCACAUCCCGCGGGUGCACUGCGCCCGCGGCCCUUGAACCGGUGGCUCCAGACUCGGUGCGCAGCCGCUAUUCACACGCGGGCGCAGCCCCAACAACACACUGCCAAGCUGCUUCUCUGCUUGCCACGUGGCAUGCAGCCGGUACUGCGGCCAGCAGUAGCUGCUGGUGGUGCAGAAGUCCAAGUGCAGCAGCAUCGGUGGUACGCCAGCAGCAGGCAGGGCAUCAGCAGCAAGGACGGCAGCAAGGACGGCAGCAAGGAGAGUGGCAGCAGCAGCGGGGGGCGGCAGGUGGUGCGGGCGGAGGAGGAGGACGUGUUCAGCAGCAUCACGGACAAGAUCCCCGAGCGCCCCGUGUCUGCCGCGGAGGGCGCGUCGUACUCGCUGGUCAUCCUGGCGGCGCUGGCCGUGGCGGCGGGCGCCGCCUACUUUGUGGUCAAGGAGCUGCUGCUGGAGCCCAAGGAGUACAAGGUUUUCAACAAGGCACUUCAGCGCGUUCAAAACGACCCUCAGGUGGUAUCGCGGCUGGGGUCGCCCAUCACGGGGUAUGGGCAGGAGAGCAGGAACCGGGCGGCAAGGCAGCGAAUCAGCCACCGCGUGUGGAAGGAUGAGGAGGGGGUGGAGCGCAUCCAGGUUCAAUUCCACAUCCGAGGUACAGGGGGGACAGGCCUUGUGCAUGCAGAGAUGUUCAAAGACAGUGAUGACGGUGGAGCCUGGAAAUUUACGUACCUUCUUGUUGAUGUAACGAGCCCAUCUCCCGCCCGGCUCAUGUUGGAGUCAUAUGUUCCAACGUAAUGUUGUGAAAACGGUGUGACUUGUAGCCACAUUGCAGGCCAAAAUCCAUUUCUAUUCGCUCUUCAGGACUUAGCAUUGCAAAUUGCCGUUCAGUUGAUGUUUUGUAUUGUUGCAAGUGUGUGGACAAAGUAAUUGUAUCUUCUUACAAGCAUGUGGAA